ACAAAACCCACUUCGGACCGUUCAGACGCUCCAGAGCCGUGUUUCUUAUCGCCAAAACCCACUUCGGACAGUUCAGACGCUCCAGAGCCGUGUUUCUUAUCGCCAAAACCCGCUUCGGACCGUUCAGACGCUCCAGAGCCGUGUUUCUUAUCGCCAAAACCCACUUCGGACAGUUCAGACGCUCCAGAGCCGUGUUUCUUAUCGCCAAAACCCACUUCGGACAGUUCAGACGCUCCAGAGCCGUGUUUCUUAUCCACUUCGGACAAGGAGGCCUUUCAAAUAACAGCGGACUGGACAGCUUCUCAAAAUCGGACGACAUCGGAGGAUAGUACAUAGCUGCUUCUGACAUCAUCUUCCCGCCGUGGCCGGCUCCUCUCACAGUCGACUUAGGCGGAUUUCGAUUGAACCUUGCCUUGCAGGCCGGCAAUCGAUUUGGCGCAUCGUUUCCGAUGACGAUUUCAUGUAGAUUGGAAAACGAUCUUUCGAUUCCAUGAUCGGAAAUUAUUUCGAGUCCACGAUCCACAUUGGUUUGAAGAAAUUGAUUGGCCCGAUCACUUUCUUUUAACAGAAACUGUUUAGGAGAACAGUUUCUAUCAGAAUCCAACACUGCGUCGGACGGGCGCCGAGUUUUUGAGGCCGAUAACGGACGAGGCCGAGUUUUUCUGCACAUCAUCUUCCCGCCGUGGCCGGCUCCUCUCACAGUCGACUUCGGCAGAUUUCGAUCGAAAUCGAAAUCGAAAUCGAACGGUAAUCCAUGGAAAAAAAUAAUUCCUUCAAAACCAGUUUCUUUUACCAAAUCAGUAUCCGACACUGCUUCAUCAUGCCGCACACACAAAUCGAACAGCCGCUUCAGAAGGUCGGACGGCGGCCGAGCAGUGUACACAGUUUCUCCAAACAAGCCAGGUCUUGUAAUCCCCAUCAGGAGACCGGACCGCGGCCAAGCAGUGUACACCCAAAGAAAAGUUUCACGUAUCAUGGCUAUGGCUAUGAUAUAAUCUGUACCAUCAAGCAGGUCUAGAGCAUCGGACAGCUGCUUAUCCUUCAAAUCAGACACCUGCUUCUUCACAUCGGACAUCCGCUUCUCAAGAUAGGACAGCGACGGAAGAGUGCAAUCGGAAUCGGACAGCGACGGAAGAGUGCAAAAUCCGACCAGCAGCAGCUUCUUAACAUCGAGCAGCAGCUUCUUACCCUCGAGCAGCUCCUCCUCACUCAUGCGCAGCAGCAGCUUCUUAACAUCGAGCAGCAGCUUCUUACCCUCGAGCAGCAGCUUCUUACCCUCGAGCAGCUCCUCCUCACUCAUGCGCAGGUACAGCUUCUUACCCUCGAGCAGCUCCUCCUCACUCAUGCGCAGGUACUCGUACGUAAUUCUCAUUUGAAAAUGGUAAGACGUCUUCUUCAUCAGCGUGUCAACAUCGCCCAGCCGAUUGUCAACAUCGCGCAGCAAAUUCGGAAAAUCGGAUGGCGGCCGAGCAGUGGACACAGUUUCUUCAAACCGUGCUUUGCCUAUCAUGGCUUCAGUAUACAACUCUUUAAGCAGGUCAACCAGAUGAACCUUGCCUUGCAGGCCGGCAGUCGAUUUGGCACAACGGUAAGCCCAAUGCUGAAUUUUGUUUUGGCUUCAAGAUACGGUGCAACGACGCAACCAUUCACAGUUUCAUCACGGGUGUUCGCCCUCGUCCCAGUGCCUCGAUCGUCACCCCAAAGCACUAUUCUCCUUCUCUCUCUGACUCUACAGCAGUUCAGCUGAUUAUACAAUUAUUCACGAGUGCGCCUUGGUCCUCUCAUCAGAAUUGAACUAGUACGAAGGAUAUCAUGGAAAGCAUGGAAUCGCAGAUAUUUCAGAUGUGAAGAAGUACUCUGCGUUGUGCAAAUCUCAAUGUGCAACUGGACUGGGAGAAUGCAAUUCUAGAUGCAUUAAGACCAUGGGAAGACACACCCUACGAUGGGUAGCGCGUAGCUGAUCUCACUGAUCGACCGGAUUUCCAGCGGAAGUUUGCCUGAUAGUUUGGAGCACUGCUCGCCUUCUUCGUGUACUUUCUCGCCUUCUUGGGUUACUCCUCCAAGGACUUCUACAUUGCACUUCCGCCUGGAAAUCCGUUUUGUCCGGAAUAUAUCGACUCCAAGGACUUCUACAUUGCACUUCCGCCUGGAAAUCCGUUUUGUCCGGAAUAUAUCGACUCCAAGGACUUCUACAGUGCACUUCCGCCUGGAAAUCCGUUUUGUCCGGACUAUAUCGAAUCCACGUGUAUUUCCUCGCCUUCUUGGGUUAUUCUUCCAAUGACUUCUGCAUUGCAAUUAGUAGACAUUUUGCAGUACCGGCAGUGUGGUAGAGGUUAUGGAAUUGUCUCCACCUGGCCUACUGAGGCCUACGAAAACCUGGUUUUCUUCUACAACACUUCAUGCUAGAACAACCCCGACGGUAUGCCCAUCCGUAAAGAACUCACGUCAUUUAUUAUUGUGAUUUGGAAUAAAAAGUAAAAGAGUUGACCGGCGGCGAGGUUGUAUUUCUAGCUCCUGAAUGGAUUAGGUUUACAGUCACGGCAUGUCUUUUCAAAAUCAAAAAACAUGCGGGCACUCUGGUCCUAUGCCCAUCUGACCGUGAAGAACUCACCCGCAGAUCACGCACAAUCUAGAAGCCGUCGGAUGG
Messenger RNA from Marchantia polymorpha subsp. ruderalis, 2647 nucleotides. NCBI's taxonomy places the organism in Eukaryota, Viridiplantae, Streptophyta, Marchantiopsida, Marchantiales, Marchantiaceae. The record is from the annotation of a GenBank genome assembly.